AUGCAUAACGAGAAUAUCAAAGACUUUGAUGAUAUCUCGUGUCACUUGGAAUUGGAGGCUGAGCUCCUAGAGGUUGCUAAGCUUAAUCAUACGGCCUAUGUGGCUAAUGUUGGUUCGCGCAAGACAUUAAGGCCUAAGCGCAAGAAGUCCAAGAAUGGAGUAGCUGCUGGACAAAUUAAAAAGGUGUCAAGAACUUCUCAGCGCACCAAGAGGGGCAAGCGCAAGAAGAACGAGUCAAAAUUAGAAUGCUUCAACUGCGAAAAAAUUGGCCACUUUGUUCGCGACUGUACUGAGCUGAAGAAGGUACACUUUGACUUUUCUAGCAUUGUUUUUGUAACUAGUCAUGUGAUGUUUGCUCACUCCUAUCCUUUGUGGACUGUUGAUUCAGAAGCGAUCGAGUACAUAGCGCAAGAUAGAGUCGGAUUUGUCGAGUAUCCGCCGGAUUCCAGCUGGAUCCAUGAUAUCAAGGUGGGGAAUGGAGCUAGCAUGGAGGUAUUGGGACUUGGUACCUACAAGCUGGACUUGUGGGGUGGUAGCACUCUUUUCCUCCACAAUGUGCUAUACGCUCCCGAGAUCUGA
Molecule: messenger RNA, 579 nt
Organism: Carya illinoinensis
Lineage: Eukaryota; Viridiplantae; Streptophyta; Magnoliopsida; Fagales; Juglandaceae
Exons: 1
Coding region: 1-579 (192 amino acids)
Molecular function (GO): nucleic acid binding; zinc ion binding
Source: RefSeq, a predicted model, not a curated record